Messenger RNA from Penicillium angulare, 1932 nucleotides. RefSeq names its product serine/threonine protein kinase CBK1. Gene Ontology annotation, biological process: intracellular signal transduction; peptidyl-serine phosphorylation. The transcript is spliced from 3 exons. Gene Ontology annotation, molecular function: ATP binding; protein serine/threonine kinase activity. The record is from RefSeq and is a predicted model, not a curated record. NCBI's taxonomy places the organism in Eukaryota, Fungi, Ascomycota, Eurotiomycetes, Eurotiales, Aspergillaceae. Bases 1 to 1932 code for a protein of 643 amino acids.
AUGGAUCCCAACAACAAUAACAACAACCGCCAAAACAUGAAUUACGGGUACAACGACCGCAAUUACAAUGCGGCUAAUAACCGCGCCUAUCCCACUACCCCAUCCGCUUUCCCUCAACCCAUCUAUCAGACUCAGGGGGCUCAGGAAUACGUUGACCCCUCAAACCCGGCCUACGCUCCUGGCUACUUUAUGCCCAACCCUUACCCACCUCAACAACAGUAUGGCCAACAACUCCACACCGCGCAACAGGUGCAGCAGCAGCAUCAACAAGCUCUGCAGUCCCCGCAGCCCGCCUAUCAGAACCGUGUGGGCUACAACAACGACGGUACCAAUGGUCUGAUCCAGCAAUUUUCCAACCAGGAUCUGAACGCCAACCGUGGGGGAUUCUUCGGUCGGGCAAACUCGCCUGGUCAGCGACCUCGUACCGCUGGUGGCUCUCCGGCCCAAGGUCAGGCUCAGGCUGCCCACCUAGUCCCUCCUAUGCCUCGCAGCCCUCGCCCACCGGCAGAGAAUGAGGAGCUUCAACGAUUUUCCGACCGAUACUCUGAGAAUGUUCACAAGCGGGGUAAGGCAGCAAAGGAAUUGGUAACGGUUUUCUUCCACGAGAACAUUGAGCGUGCCCGUGAUCGCAACAUGCGAUCGGUGGACCUCGACAAGACUCUUCGGGACCCAAACGUUGUUGUCGACAAGAAGCGCGGAGACGCUGAAGUGAUUUCGAAGAGAGAGUCAGACUUCCUUCGAUUCCUCCGAACUAAGGAGACCCCUCAAAACUUCCAAACAAUCAAGAUCAUCGGGAAGGGUGCUUUUGGUGAAGUGAAACUGGUUCAGCGCAAGACCGAUGGCAAGAUCUACGCCCUCAAAUCUUUGAUUAAGACGGAAAUGUUCAAGAAGGAUCAACUUGCGCACGUCCGUGCCGAGCGUGAUAUUUUGGCCGAUUCAAAGGAUAACCCUUGGCUAGUGAAGCUGCAUGCCUCGUUCCAGGAUUCAGCUUAUCUCUAUCUGCUUAUGGAGUUCUUGCCUGGUGGUGAUCUGAUGACCAUGCUGAUCAAGUACGAAAUUUUCUCUGAGGAUAUCACUCGCUUCUACAUGGCCGAAGUCGUUAUGGCGAUUGAAGCUGUUCACAAGCUUGGUUUCCUUCAUCGUGAUAUCAAACCGGACAACAUUCUUCUCGAUCGCGGUGGUCACGUCAAGCUUACCGACUUCGGUCUUUCGACAGGAGGCAAGAAGACACACGACAACGCCUAUUACCAGAACCUUCUCAAGAACUCCACAUCAAAAGACCGCAACCGCAACUCCGGUUACUUCAAUGAUGCUAUCAACUUGACCGUUUCCAACCGUGGACAGAUUAACACUUGGCGAAAGUCUCGCCGUGCUAUGGCGUACUCAACUGUUGGAACUCCCGACUACAUCGCUCCUGAGAUUUUCAAUGGCCAAGGAUAUACCUACCUGUGCGAUUGGUGGUCUGUCGGUGCUAUCAUGUUCGAGUGUCUUGUUGGCUGGCCUCCAUUCUGUGCCGAGGACACCACGGACACCUACCGUAAGAUUGUCAACUGGCGUGAAUGUCUCUACUUCCCAGAUGAACUGGUUCUCUCGCGUGAGUCUGAGUCAUUGAUUCGGAGCUUCUUGUGUGAUCCCGAACACCGCGUCGGAAGCGACGGUGGCCAACACGGUGGUGCCACCCAGAUCAAGAACCAUCCAUUCUUCCGUGGUGUAGUUUGGGAGCAGCUGCGCAACAUCCGCGCGCCAUUCGAGCCACGUCUCAGCUCCAAUAUUGAUGUAUCUUACUUCCCCAUCGACGAGAUUCCUCAGGAAGAUACCAGCGCUAUCCAUCGUGCUCAGGCCCGUGCCAUGCCGGACUCCCAGGAAGCCGAGAUGAGCCUUCCCUUUAUCGGAUACACUUACAAAGCUUUCAACGCUUUCCAGGGAAGUUAG